AUUAAUUUCAACGAAAGGAAGGAAAAGAAAUACAGAUUUCGUUAUGUCGAAUCGUCGAUCAAACAAAGUGAAAGUCAUGGCCGAGCGUGAUCACAGAAAAACCUCAGUAGAUGACAGGCUAGAUACGAGCAAGACUACGGGUUAGCAGAAGCGCAUUGGCAAAGACGAUACGACCCUUGGAUGUACUGAUGAAGAACUCUGGGACAUUUAUUUGAAGAAUGGCAACAUUGGUGGUAUUCGGAAGUUACUUGAAGACAAAAAACUACCAACUUACAAUACAUUUCUUAUGGCCGUUGACAAAUUAUCUACACAAACAGAUGAUUUAAGGGAUUUCUGUUGUAGUGUAAGCAACAACUUGAAAGCAAAGAUUCCAGGUGCGAAGAUUGUCUAUCCUGCCAUCAACCCAAAAAAUAACCGCAUUACAUUUGUGAUAUUAAGUACCCUUCCAAGUGAUGAAAAAUAUAUUGAUGGAUAUCUGGUUGAGACGAAGUAUGCUUAUGGUCAAUGCGAUGAAGAUCAUUUUAUUAGUGAUAAGGAAAUGAACGAGGAUUUGUGCUUCAAAAGUAAAGAGGAUGAAGAUAACUUGAAGAUAAACGCUGCUGUAAAUGUGGCGCACGAAAAAUUUUCAGAAUGGCCUAACUAUUCUUGUAUUUCUUUCUCGUUUUACAAAUCGAGGAAAUACAACGAUGAUGAUCACAAUACUGCUUUGAUUGAAAAAGGCUGCAUCGUUCUAUUUGUAUACCUAAAACACUGGAAGCCGGUUGGAUGGGACUUUUUCCCUGGUGACAGUUAUGGGUAUGAAAUUGAUGUGAGAGAGUCUACGUGUGCCAGAUUGCACACAAGUACGCUAUAUUUAGACGACACUUUGUCACUGUGUGGAAGUAUUCAGGGGACAUUGAGAAAAGAAGGCGUGAACGACAAAGUGUUUUCUCUAACUGCAGCACAUUGCGUGUUUGACGAUGACACAGCAGACAGAGCACUCGCAAUGAAAGAACGUGACGGCCUUGCAGUUCUUGAAGAUGACAAGCUUCCGCAUGUAUUUAAACGUAGUCCACACCUGCAAGAAGGCUCAAUUACCAAGAUGGUAUAUGGAGGAUCACCGUUCGUUGAUGCGGCGCUAGUGAAGUUCGAUGAAAAACUGCAUAUAAAAGCGUUUAAUAAAAGACUGUUUAAUGGUGAUUUUAAUUUGAAUUGGGAGAAAUAUGGAAUUAAAAGGCAGCCAUCACUUCGAGAUUGCUUCCAAUUGGGGACAUUCGCACAGAAUGACGUCGUCAUAAAAUGUGGUAUGACAAGUAAGGUUACGGUUGGAAAAGUUGGAUUAACGGAAGCUCCAUUUGAUGGCGAAAAGGGCCAUAUUCAAAUAAAGUCAUUAAAACCCAUUGAAACAUUUUCUGAACCAGGAGACUCCGGGUCGUUCGUUUUCGUAGUGAAUAAAGAAAUCCUUAAAAAACCUCCCAAUGAUAGAAGCAAUCAUCAGAAAGGAGAUCUGGCUCUCAUUGGAAUGGUAAAUGGGGUACAAGGGAGUUCGUUUUAUUCCACGAAAAUGACUGCAACCAUGACUGCAUUAGGAAACGAAUACGAAUUUGAAGAAGAACAAGAAAGUUUUUUUAAUAAAAUUAAAAAUUUGUUAACAUUAAAUUGGUGGUAAAUUCAUAAAAUAUGUAAUGGCUCAUGUUUGCACUUUUGUCGAACAAGUCAUUUAUUCAAAAGUACUUAAAGUCGACAUUGAUGUUAUUUUUAAUUUAGAAACAAAUAUUUAUAAUUGUUCUCAUAUAGAUUUGAAUUUAUAUCGUCAUUGAUGUUAUGUGUGUAUUGCAGAUUAAGUAUUAAGUUAUCUGUUGAUUUGAUAAUUAUGUUUAUAUUUAUUCACGACAAUUAAGCAACAUAUUACUUGGUGAUGUAUUGAUUGAUAAUUAAUUUGAGUACGACAAAUAAGAGCUUCGGAUAACUACUACCUAUGUUAAAGUGAGUCAAAAUAUUUCUACAUAAGGUCUGUACGAAAAAAUGAUUACAUGACUAAUAUA
Molecule: messenger RNA, 2024 nt
Organism: Mya arenaria
Lineage: Eukaryota; Metazoa; Mollusca; Bivalvia; Myida; Myidae
Exons: 6
Coding region: 287-1648 (453 amino acids)
Biological process (GO): proteolysis
Molecular function (GO): serine-type endopeptidase activity
Source: RefSeq, a predicted model, not a curated record